Nematocida ausubeli is the source of this 1629-nucleotide messenger RNA. RefSeq lists its product as uncharacterized. The transcript has a single exon. Gene Ontology annotation, cellular component: MCM complex; nucleus. The record is from RefSeq and is a predicted model, not a curated record. Bases 1 to 1629 code for a protein of 542 amino acids. Gene Ontology annotation, molecular function: ATP binding; single-stranded DNA helicase activity; single-stranded DNA binding. Lineage: Eukaryota; Fungi; Microsporidia. Gene Ontology annotation, biological process: double-strand break repair via homologous recombination.
AUGGGCAGAGAGCAUAUGGAUCGAGUGGAAGACGGAUACGAAAGGAACAACUAUAUGGGCAUAUAUAAUGGAGAGAGACCAGAAAAGGCCAAUGAUAAUUUGUCCAUGCGCAUUGACAUCAUGAAAGAGUACGACCGUAAUCCAGAGGAAGUGCUGAGACUGCUUGCUUCCCAGAGAAGUGGUAGCACUCCUGUCUUUAACAUUCCAUACGCAUACGACCUAUCAACGUAUCCCAGGUCUGAGCAUUAUACGCGAAUUGUCUCUGUGUAUGGAACAGUCAUGAAGAUGGGGCUGCUCAAGUUCAAAGAGGUAGGUUCUAGAAAGAUAGACUAUCAGGAGAUAAAGAUACAGGAGAGAAAUACACUGUAUCUUCCUAGAACAAUAAACAUCCAGCUGCAGGGCAGGCUCAUAGAUAGCUGUAAGCCUGGGGAGGUGGUCCGGGUGGCUGGUGUUGUUGAGGUGCUGUGGCGCAGGCUGAAGGCAGGUCUUCCAAUAGAGUGCGAGUAUUCCAUCCGUGCACUGGAAAUUACCCGGCAGAAAAUUCAUAAUAAAGAAAAUGUGGAUGUGCUGCCGGAGUGCGAGUUUAGUCUUUUGAAAGAAGUGCUGGAUGCAUAUGCCCCGUCACUUGCUGGCCUGCGACAAACAAAGCUGGCUAUGCUUGUGUGUACAAUUGGCGGGCAAGAAAGCACAAAGGAUGUGCAUGCAAAGGAUAGAGAGAGCGGAAGUAUUCAGGAAAGAGAGAGCACUCUUGCAGAGCAGAUGUAUUAUGAGAUGCAGAGCAAGAAUAGAGUGUCCUCGCAUAUCCUGCUGGUUGGGAAGACAGGCUCUGGAAAAAGCACGCUUCUUAGCUUUGCUGCGAAGACUGCAGUGCCUGCAGUGCGGACCACAGGGACAUCCUGCACCUCAGCAGGCCUGACUGCAUGCGCAACAAGGGAAAACAAUGACUGGAUGAUAGAGCCAGGUGCCAUCCCGCAGGCAGACAGAGGAAUCUGCUGCAUCGAUGACUUUGGCAGUCUUCGGAAAGAAGAAAAGGCAUCCAUCCUUGAGGCCAUGGAGCAGCAAACCAUAACAAUAGCAAAGGCCGGCAUAAUUUUAAAGCUAGACACACGCUGCACAAUAAUAGGAGCAGCCAGGCACAACACAGAGACGGAGUGGGCACUGCAGUCUCUGAAGCUGUCCCCUCCCCUUCUAAGCAGAUUCGACCUUAUUAUGGGCAUAGAUGACUUGCUGGCCUCUGAUGAGGAAAUUGCCCUCAAAAACCUGGAAAAAAAGCCAGAGGAGAAGUGCGAGAUGUUCAUUCGUGACUUAAUUGAGGAAAGAAAGAAAACACAAGUUACUCUCUCCGAGGAGUGCAAACUCAUUAUUGAAAUGUACUACAGAAGGCUGAAGGAAAUAGACAACGUAAGCAUACGUGCACUUGAGAGCCACAUUAGACUGUGUGAGGGAUAUGCAAAGCUGAUGGGGAAGACUACAGCAACAGAGACACACGCCCUUAUGAUGGUGCUUCUUCUUAACUCAAGCCUAAGCACCAAGAAAAUCUGGAGGUACACUCUUGAUGCACUGCUAGGAUCAAAGAAUAUGCUGGAUGCGGCCCUCUCUUAUAUAAAGCACGACUUGCUUACAGAAUAA